This is a messenger RNA of Nelumbo nucifera (sacred lotus), 2112 nucleotides long. RefSeq names its product Inositol phosphorylceramide synthase 3 (gene ATIPCS3). Lineage: Eukaryota; Viridiplantae; Streptophyta; Magnoliopsida; Proteales; Nelumbonaceae. Gene Ontology annotation, biological process: ceramide biosynthetic process. The record is from RefSeq and is a predicted model, not a curated record. Gene Ontology annotation, molecular function: ceramide cholinephosphotransferase activity; sphingomyelin synthase activity; inositol phosphoceramide synthase activity. Gene Ontology annotation, cellular component: plasma membrane; Golgi membrane; endoplasmic reticulum membrane.
UUUUAUAAUUUUCAUGUACUUGAGCCAGUUUUGCAGGAGAAUUCGAAUAGCGUUAAUGGCCUCUUCUAAAAUGCUCUGAUCUGUAACACUACACUCCUCCUCUCUCACUUACAGAGAAGAAUAUUUGCCUUUCCCCCCUCGUUUUCUUGAUUUUAUGUUUCCAUUUUUGAAUUUAAUUAGAAAAAACAUUAAUUUUCAUUUAAAUUUUUAUUAUUUUUAGAAUAUUUGCUGGAUUUCUUAUUUUUCGAGUCCCUCUCGUCACACCCUUCCUCCUCUUUUCCUACGGGGGUCGCGUAGAGCCGAUCCUUCUUUUCUCUUUCAAUGUUCUUCUUCUUCUUCUUCUUCCAACUGUCGAUCCGUGUUGAACCUGCGUUCGUGUAGACAAACAGAAAAGAGAACGAGGGGAUAUAUCUUCUCUUUUUAUUUAUAGACGAAAGAAGCCUCUCGAUCUUCCGCCAUUGAAGCCGUUUUCUUGCUCCGAUCGCGAAUCUGAUCAUUAGAUUCGAACUUUAUAACUUGUCUUCGAGACAUUUUUCUGCUUUAGAUUGGAGAAAACUGGUUAGGCGAUUGGACUUCUAGAGAAAUAUUGGUCUCGAUUCUGCUUCGCGGUUUGUUUCGUUUGAAAAUUUUCAGUGGUCUUUUCUUUUUUAUUUUGCUGUAAAUAGAGGACUUCGAUUGAAGAAACAAGGACGAGGAGGUUGCCUUUUGGAGGCGAUUGGGGGAUUUAAUUUUCAAUUUCUGAAGGACCGGUUUCUGUGCAGUCGUUGAUGAGUUACUUCUGAUAUUGUUUUUAAUGAUGUCGACCUUAAUCCUCUGGUUGUGAAGUAAUAUGGAACUGAUUGCAAGAUACAAAAAUGACGCUUUAUAUUGCUCCCGAGGCUUCAAAGCUAUGGAGAAGAUUUUAUGCGGAAUUGUUGAUAGAGAUCAAAAUUCUUGCAGAGAAGUGGAAGCUUCUUCUUGCUGGAUUGAUUUUUCAGUACAUUCAUGGGUUGGCUGCACGAGGAGUUCAUUACUUACAUCGACCAGGACCAAUGCUUCAGGAUGUUGGGUUCUUUCUUCUACCGGAGCUUGGGCAAGAUAAAGCUUACAUCAGUGAAGUUUUUUUCUCCUUCAUCUUCUUAUCCUUCUUCUUGUGGAGUUUUCACCCUUUCGCUUGUCACAGUAAGAAGAUAUAUACAGUUCUAAUAUGGCGAAGGGUUCUAGCAUUCCUAGUUGCUUCUCAAAUUCUCCGUAUCAUUACAUUUUAUUCAACACAGCUUCCUGGACCAAACUACCACUGUCGUGAGGGUUCGAAGCUUGCCAGGCUACCUCAUCCAGACAGUGUACUUGAAGUGUUAUUAAUUAACUUCCCUCAUGGUGUAAUAUAUGGUUGUGGUGAUUUGAUUUUUUCAUCUCAUAUGAUCUUUACUCUAGUUUUCGUGCUCACAUAUCAGAAAUAUGGCACACGAAGGUGCAUCAAGCAACUUGCUUGGUUAUUUGCUGUUGUUCAGAGCCUCCUUAUUAUAGCAUCCCGCAAGCAUUACACAGUUGAUGUUGUUGUUGCAUGGUAUACGGUAAAUUUGGUGGUAUUCUUUGUGGAUAAGAAGUUGCCAGAACUCCCUGACCGUAGCAAUGGAACCUCAUCCCCGUUGCUUCCAUUGAGUACCAAAGACAAAGACGAACACCACAAACUCCUGAAUGGCAAUUCUGGGGACACCGCAGACUGGAGAGCACAAGUCAAUGGCAAGAUUCUAGAAAAUGGAAAUAUGGUCCAUGCUGAAACAGUGACAAAUGGCACGUAGAUGUUGUUAGGCACUAGGCACUGAGAUUAGUUGCAAGUAACACUGCAGUUACGAGUGUUACAAUGGACGCUGCUUUUUAAACCCAUACGACCUUGACUAGCUCAGCUCAACUGUGUGGUUGUGGUUGGGCCAGUGACAGACAUUGUGUAAACCUGAUCGGUAUUCUUGAAUUGAUGGAAGUUUAUGGGUUUUUGUUUUUCUAACAGUUUUGCUCCUUUUAUGGCUAAUUCCAUCCAUUGUCACCAUGUAAACAUGGAGUUCCAUAUGUUUCUAAUUGCAUCAUUUCACCAAGCAAAUAGGGUGCAUCUGCAUCAAUCUGUUAUCCGUUGAA